This is a messenger RNA of Oikopleura dioica, 279 nucleotides long. The record is from the annotation of a GenBank genome assembly. Lineage: Eukaryota; Metazoa; Chordata; Appendicularia; Copelata; Oikopleuridae.
AUGGCCAAGCGCACCAGAAAGGUCGGUAUCACCGGUAAAUACGGUACCCGCUACGGAUCUUCCCUCCGAAAGAUUGUCAAGAAGAUGGAAGUCUCCCAGCACAAGAAAUACCAGUCUCCCUUCUGUGGUGCCACUUCCCUCAAGCGAACCGCUGUUGGCGUUUGGGUUUGCUCUCGAACCAACAAGAAGAUGGCCGGUGGAGCUUGGGAACCUCAUACCCAGAACUUCCAGGUCGUCUCCAUGGGUAUCCGACGACUCCGAGAAGCCGUCGAGAGCUAA